Molecule: messenger RNA, 618 nt
Organism: Candida tropicalis MYA-3404
Lineage: Eukaryota; Fungi; Ascomycota; Pichiomycetes; Serinales; Debaryomycetaceae
Exons: 1
Coding region: 1-618 (205 amino acids)
Biological process (GO): mitochondrial respiratory chain complex I assembly
Cellular component (GO): mitochondrial inner membrane
Source: RefSeq, a predicted model, not a curated record
AUGUUACGACAAUUCAUUAAACAUCAAAGACAACUUCAUAGUUCACCAUCACCCAUUUUAAGUUUAUUUGGAUCAGGUAGACCAAUUAAACAUAGACCAUCACCAGAACAAAUUUUAAGACCACCACAAAAUAAAUCUCAAGCACCAGCAAAUCCAGCAGAUAUAUUGAAAAAAAAUGAUAUAUUAAUGUAUUCAAAUAAACCAAUAAAUUAUAUUGAAAGUGUUAAAGAUAAUGGAUUUUAUUUAUCUAAUAAUUAUUUAAUCACAUCACCUGAUUUAAAAGGUAAUAAAAUUGGAUUAUUAUUGAUUCAUUCAGAAACUUUUGAAAUUGAAUUAAAUGAAGAAAAUCAAUCAGUUAAUAUUGAAAAUGAUUGGUAUGUUACUUUUAAUAAUGAAUUAUUGAAAAUAUUUGAAUUAAUUCAUCCAAAACCUGAAAUUUUAGUUAUUGGAUUAGGUAAAAAAAGUCGAAUGUUAAGUAUUGAAAAUAGAAAAAUUUUAACUAAUUUAGGUAUACAAUUAGAAAUUAGUGAUUCUAAUAAUGCUGCUCAAAUAUUUGAUUUAUUAGCUACUGAAAGACCAAAUGUUAUUGGGGCUUUAUUAUUACCUCCUAAUAUGUAA